Molecule: messenger RNA, 2140 nt
Organism: Humulus lupulus (European hop)
Lineage: Eukaryota; Viridiplantae; Streptophyta; Magnoliopsida; Rosales; Cannabaceae
Product: 4-alpha-glucanotransferase, chloroplastic/amyloplastic
Exons: 16
Coding region: 141-1880 (579 amino acids)
Biological process (GO): carbohydrate metabolic process
Molecular function (GO): 4-alpha-glucanotransferase activity
Source: RefSeq, a predicted model, not a curated record
AUGUGAUUGAGGUCCGCUAGAAGCCAUAAAGUCGCCACCUCAGCUUUCGCAUCACGUGUAUUUCUCCACCUCCCGCUCCACUGCCACCGGUAGGAGGUGGAUUACUGCAACUCCAAGUUCUCUCUCUGUCAAAUUCAAAAAUGGCAAUCUCAACCUCACUCUCCCCUUCUUUCUCUCUGCUUUCCACUUCCAAAACCUACAAUUCAUCUCUCUCCUCAGUCCCCGCUACGUCUCUAUUCUCUCGUUUCCAGCUCCGACCCAGAAUUCCUUUGCUCCGAUGUCAUUUCAAGAACGACACCGUUUCGUUGCUUCCCGGCGUUGGGGAAGACUUGCCUUUGGAUUACGGCGAACGCUUUCCCAAACCGGAUCCCAGGGAUCGCAGAAGAGCCGGCGUGUUGCUCCACCCGACGUCGUUUCAUGGACCUCACGGGAUUGGCGAUCUUGGAGAUGAGGCAUUUCGUUUUAUUGACUGGCUCCACCAAGCUGGUUGCUCCGUUUGGCAGGUUCUUCCUCUUGUUCCUCCAGGGAGGAGGGCUAACGAAGAGGGAUCCCCUUACUCUGGCCAGGAUGCAAAUUGUGGUAACACUCUCUUGAUAUCUCUUGAAGAGCUUGUUAAGGAUGGCUUGUUAAAAAAGGAGGAGCUACCAAAACCAGUGGAGGCUGAACGUGUGAACUUUAUAACUGUGGCUGAGAUGAAGGAAUCUUUAAUAACGAAGGCUGCUGAGAGACUUAUUCAGAGCAAAGGUGAUCUUAAAAAUCAGCUUGAAGAUUUUCGUAGUGAUCCUGAUAUAUCAAGCUGGCUUGAAGAUGCAGCUUACUUUGCUGCAAUUGACAACAUCCAAAAUACUUUCAGUUGGUAUCUGUGGCCUGAACCUUUAAAAAAUCGCCAUCUUACAGCCUUGGAGAACAUCUACCAGAACGAAAAGAAUUUUAUUGAUGUAUUCAUUGCUCAGCAAUUUUUAUUCCAAAGGCAAUGGCAGAAAGUUUGCAAGUAUGCUCAGAGUAAGGGAGUUAGCAUUAUGGGAGAUAUGCCCAUUUAUGUUGGUUAUCAUAGUGCUGACGUUUGGGCCAAUAGGAAACAAUUUUUGCUUAACAGAAAUGGUUUUCCUCUUCUAGUUAGUGGUGUUCCUCCUGAUGCCUUCAGUGAAACUGGUCAGCUGUGGGACAGCCCUCUUUAUAAUUGGAAAGCCAUGGAGAAAGAUGGAUUUUCAUGGUGGAUACGUCGCUUACGACGUGCACAGGAUCUAUAUGAUGAAUUUAGGAUAGACCACUUCAGAGGAUUUGCUGGUUUCUGGGCUGUUCCUUCUGAGGCAAAAAUUGCAAUGGUUGGACGAUGGAAGGCAGGACCUGGUAAAUCCUUGUUUGAUGCGAUCUCUGGAGCAGUUGGAAAGAUUAAUAUAAUAGCUGAAGAUUUGGGGGUUAUAACUGAGGAUGUGAUUGAACUUAGGAAAUCCAUUGGGGCACCUGGAAUGGCCGUCCUCCAGUUUGGUUUUGGAAGUGAUGCUGCUAAUCCUCAUUUACCCCAUAAUCAUGAGAGAAAUCAAGUUGUGUACACUGGGACUCAUGAUAAUGACACAAUCUGUGGCUGGUGGAAUGUUUUGCCGGAAGAAGAGAAGUCCAAUGUGCGGAAGUAUCUUUCAAUUACAAAUGAAGAUGAUAUCUCAUGGGAACUCAUCAAAGCAGCAUUAUCUUCAGUGGCCCAAACCACUAUAAUACCCAUGCAGGAUAUUCUUAGGCUGGGGAAUUCUUCAAGGAUGAACAUUCCAGCAACUCAGUUUGGUAAUUGGAGUUGGAGGAUACCAAGUUCCACAAACUUUGAUAAGUUGGAGAAUGAAACCUCAGCACUGAAGGAUAUGCUGUCAUUGUAUGGAAGACUCUAAGUCGAGCAACUGGGAAUUCUUCGACCUUAUAUCCAAGGUUUGGUUUUUGGGACUAUAAGUCGAGCAACUGGGAAUCCUUGGUCCUUGUAGCCAAGGUUUGGUUUUGGCAGGGUAGCGUAAUAAAAGAAUAUUAGUACGAGGUACUGUCCUUGGAUUGUUGUUAAAUAAACAUAACAGACUAGAAGUUUUUUAAUUAUGGUGAUUCAUGUUGAAGCCAGUUUUAAGUAAAAUAAAAUGGUUUGUCCUUUUUAUUUGUUGAA